This is a messenger RNA of Clupea harengus (Atlantic herring), 1783 nucleotides long. RefSeq names its product dihydropteridine reductase-like. Gene Ontology annotation, molecular function: NADPH binding; NADH binding; 6,7-dihydropteridine reductase activity. Lineage: Eukaryota; Metazoa; Chordata; Actinopteri; Clupeiformes; Clupeidae. Gene Ontology annotation, cellular component: cytoplasm. The record is from RefSeq and is a predicted model, not a curated record. Gene Ontology annotation, biological process: L-phenylalanine catabolic process; tetrahydrobiopterin biosynthetic process.
CUCCCUCUCGCCUCGGCUCUGUUCCCGGCUGAAUGAACGGCGUUCAUCAUUGUUACAAGCUCUCUGGAGAGAAGUGAAACAUGGCCGCUACGGCAGCGAAUCGUGUCAUCGUUUACGGAGGGCGAGGAGCUCUUGGCUCAGCUUGCGUUCAAUAUUUCAAAUCCAAAGGCUGGUGGGUUGCAAGUAUCGACAUCGGAGCAAAUGCAGAUGCGAACGCGAAUGUUCUGGUGAAGCUAUCCGAGUCUUUCACGGAGCAAGCCGGUCAGGUGACGGCAGACAUUGCCCAGUUACUGGGUGAUCUGAAGGUGGAAGCCAUCGUGUGCGUGGCAGGAGGAUGGGCAGGGGGAAACUGCAGCUCCACAGACCUGUAUAAGAACACUGACCUGAUGUGGAAACAGAGUGUGUGGACUUCCACCAUUUCCAGUCACCUGGCGGCUCUCCACCUGAAGCCUGGAGGCCUACUCACACUCACCGGGGCCAAAGCGUGUCUGGGGGGCACUCCAGGUAUGGUAGGGUAUGGCAUGGCCAAGGCCGCAGUGCAUCAGUUAUGUCAGAGCCUGGCUGAGCCCGACAGUGGACUCCCAUCAGGAGCAACAGCGUUGGCCAUCCUGCCUGUUACCUUGGAUACGCCGAUGAACAGGAAAUUCAUGCCUGAUGCUGACUUUGGGAGCUGGACGCCUCUGGAAUACGUUGCUGAAAUGUUCUUCAGCUGGGCCAGUGGUUCUGCUCGUCCGGCCUCAGGCAGCCUGAUGCAGCUGGUGACCACCGGAGGGAAGACGGAGGCCAGCCGUGCACAGUGAGAGGAUGGAGAGAGAGAGUGACGGAGCUGACGGAGGCCAGCCCUGCGCAGUGAGAGGAUGGAGAGACGGACAGAGAGAGACAGUGACAGAGCUGAAUAAGUGAAAAGAGGGAUGUUGGGUGGAUUUGCUUUGAGGAAGUGAUACAGGCAGAGAGAGGGAAACAGAAGCAGAGCAAGAAGGGUGGGAGGAGGGGAGAGACGAGACAUCAUGGCAUGAAGGUGUUGGGAUGGUCAGUGUUAUAUCAUAGCACCGUCUACAGGUACUUCCAUGGAACUACAUCCGAUAUUACUACUGAACACACCUGGAUUUGCGUGAUCUCAUCUAAGAGCAGGCACACCAGCUACCUACCGUGUCUGUGUUUAGUGCAGCAGUGUAAGUAGAUCUAGCAGUGUGCAGUGACCUGGGAGGCGCUGUGGAUGCAGACCUAUCGCCUUAUUCUGUGACCUCAGCAUGCAGAGAUUGCAUUAUGUAUCCCUCAGUCAUUUUCUUUCUCACCUUUCUAAGCAUCUGUCUAUUCCUCUCUCACCCUCUGUCUCUCUUUGACUCUCUCUCUUUCUUUCUUUCUCUCUCUCUCUUUCUUUCUCUCUCUUUGCCCCUCCUGCUUACCGUAUCUUUCCCUCUCCCUCGAAGUCUAAGAGAUGAGAAGCUGAAACACGCCGCUGUCUUAUUUUAAGCGUACAAUCCCUUCCUGAAAUGGUGGCCUUACUCUUUCUUAUGUCUGUGCUCUGUGUGUGUGUUUAGUACAGUAUAUGACCAGAUGUGGAAAUCUGUGUGUGUGUAUGUGUGUGUGUGCAUAUUGCUAUGUCGGUGAAUGUGUGUGUUUAUGUUUGUGUUACUGUGUAGUGCUAUUAAGAGUGUGUGUCAUAUGCUAUGUGUUACUCUUUGUCCUUUCACACACACUCUCAUAUUGUGUGUGUUUGUGCAUUUCCUUCUGUUCUGUCAUCCCAUUCAUUAAAAGCUCACGUCUGACCUCUCACCUCCAA